Osmerus eperlanus (European smelt) is the source of this 3590-nucleotide messenger RNA. RefSeq names its product family with sequence similarity 189 member B (gene entrep3). The record is from RefSeq and is a predicted model, not a curated record. Gene Ontology annotation, cellular component: membrane. Lineage: Eukaryota; Metazoa; Chordata; Actinopteri; Osmeriformes; Osmeridae. The coding region runs from base 1125 to 3341 and encodes 738 amino acids. The transcript is spliced from 14 exons.
UCCCAGCGUAUCGUGCGUGCCUUGUCAUCACAUUGAUACAGUGUCGGUUUACAAACACGAAGCAUUCCAUUUUUGUAAAGACUUAUGAACUAGAAUAACUGGAUCGGAGGACGAGAUUUUAAUGGAUGGAAAGAAUGAUUGCCAGUGGUUCGGACUUUGGGAGUGUUGCUUGAGAAGCGGUUCGAUACGGGCUCACAGUAUGUAAUGUGUAUGAGUGGCGUGACGUAGGGUUUGGAUCCAGUGAGGUACAUGUCCGGGAUACAUCCUCACGGGCAGAAGGGGAGGCCCGCGUGACUGCAGGGAAGAGAGAAGUGGGGGUAUGCGAGCGCACCGCAAAACUCCCCCGGUGAAGAUGGAGGAAUGAGGAGGAAGCAGCCUUUUUAAAGCCAUAUUUAAAUGUUGACAUCAACUGCAAAAUUAUGUCACGUCAUUAGAGGAUAUUUUCAUUUCGUAUCUACUUUCAAAGCGUCCGCCGACACCCUCUCCGUUCUUGUAUUGACCGAACCUUCUGCAAUCUCGGGAUAUCUCUUCUGGUCGCAACUUUGUAAGGGCAAAUCAUUAUCUUAUCAACAGACAUAGCUUCCAUGUUUGUCUCCUGCUCCGUGUGGACACGAAGCACGUGAAACCUGCUGUUUUAUCAUCUCCGUGAAAGGCGGCGAUCGACGGAGCAUUUCACCGUUGUCUGUAGGGUUUGCGGCCUGCUCGCGACUCCGGUUACCGCAAUGCCACGGGCAAGAGGAGUGAGCGGGGGGAGCCAGGAGAUGGAGCGAGAGGAGAGGAAAGGAAUGGUAUAUCGUAAAAGCAUCCGGUUUUCAGAAAACUAGGUAGAGGAGUUUGAACAGCUCACCGUUUGCCCUAGAAGCCACAACGUCCUGUGGACUGUCAGAAAUGGCCCGUAUGUGUCUAAUAUCGCUCAAGAGGUCAUCGGUACGGUUGUCUGUGAUUGUGUGAAACAGAGCUUUUCUGCUGACAAAUUCCUAGCAAGGCCGGACAUGCCCGGCCUGGUGUGAACCUACAGCAUAACCCGUCUUCAAGUGCCCGGCAACUGACUUCACAAGAGGACACCUGACUAACACCCUUGGAGACCUCCUUAGUGUUUCUUCCACACGCGCGCGGCCGCCACCAUGCCCUCCCCAUCAGACACCAGCAGCCUGGCGUCUGGGUCCCGAGGCUGGUCUGACAGCCGGAGGGGGAUGUCGAGGCGGGGUCAAGGGGGUGCUCGCCUGCUGCUCUACCUGGGCCUGUGUCACCUGGGCCUGGGGGCCAUGGUCCUGGCCUUCUCCUUCACCAGCAUGGCCUUCACCUCCUCGGCUCGCGUCCGCCAGGCCUGCCCCUUCUGGGCCGGAUUCUUUGUGGUGGCAUCAGGCAUUGUGGGGAUAAUUUCCUGGAGAAGACCACUUACUCUAGUGGUGUCCUUGUUCAUGCUUCUGUCUGCAGUGUGUGUGAUCCUCAGCCUGGCUGGUUCCAUGCUCUCCUGUCAGAACGCACAGAUGGUCAAAUCCCUCCUCACCUGCCAGGUGGAGAACGGACUGUGUGUGUGCUGCGCCCCGACACACUCCUGCUCUAUAACAGAGGAGGACACCCUGGUCCUCUACCUGAGCGCUGACUGCCACUCAGUCAGACACCAGCUCAAGGACCUGCUGUUCAGCGCCUGUGGGCUGAGCAUCCUCUCCACCAUCAUCUGCACUCUGUCCACUGUCACCUGCAGCAUCCACAUCUUCUCCCUGGAUCUGGUGCAUCUGCUCGCCCCCCAUCGUUCCCGGGCUGUCAACCCAGAAUGCACCACUCCCCAGGACGCCUUCUUAACCAACAUCAUCGACUUUGAGGAGUUUGUUCCCCCCAUCCCCCCUCCCCCUUACUACCCCCCUGAAUACACCUGCAGCUCGGAAACAGACGCACAGAGUAUCACCUAUAACGGCUCCAUGGAGAGUCCUGUCCCCCUCUACCCCACUGACUGCCCCCCUCCUUAUGAAGCCGUGAUGGGGCAGAGGGCAGCCAGCCAGGUGACAGUGUUUGACACCCCCGCCUCCGAGCAGUCCGGGGAGAGAGUCACUUCCACCGCCUUCAGUGGUGAGGUCUCAAUGGACAGUGGCUCCCUGCUCAUGUCAGAGAUCGUGGACAUCCCUGACGACUCCUCGCCCUCCGAGGACUCCUGCCUGAUGGAGGUGGGGGUGAGGCCGCGGGGGGAGCGGGGGGCCGGCGGCGGGGGAGGCGAGGGGGGAGAGGCGGGGGAGUAUGUCAGCUUCAGGGGGCCUCCGUCCCAGACCCCUGAGAGUCCCCUGGCCGGCCCCAGGGCCAGUCGCUUCUUCAGAGGGGAGAGGUCCAACUCCUGUUCCUCCCCCAGCACGGCUACCACCACAUACAGGUCUCCAGUGUUGCGUCGGCAGGCCAUGUUAGCCAGCAGCUGUUCCCAGCUGGAGGUGAUAGGGGGCGCUCUCUCCAUCCCGGAGAUCCGUGUCUGCCCCUCCACCCCGUCACGUCGAGAGCCCGCCUCCCUCAGCUCCACCAAUCCCUCCUCAUCCUCGGCUGUCAAUCAUCCGGGUGCUCGGGGGGGCAGAGUGCCCCUCCACAUGCAGCCCCUGUCGCUACGCCAACGGGAGGGCAGGAGAGGGGAGAAGGAUGGAGGUGGAGAGAGGAGGGGCAGCGAUGGGCUUCUACCGUUGAUAAGGUCACACAGCGAGCCAGGACUUAGCUCCUCUACAGAUACAGGUGACUUCACAGGUUCAGUGGGCAGUAAAGGAAUAAGUGAAAGAGGCUCUCAGACAUCCACAGACACAGGCCCAUCGUCUGAGGCUUGCCUCUUGCCUCGCUCCUCUCUGGCGCCCCCUGCCUCGCUGCCCAAGAAAGGCAGUGUGAAAGCAGGAGCCACGGGAGGACAGUUACCUUCCAAGGUGCCCCCCGCCUCUCCUCUGCACCUGCCCAAAGACUACCACCGCUCCCUAGGAGACCUCAAGGUGACACGAGGGCUGGUGGCUCGCUUCCUCCAGCGCUCAAAACGAAACUUGGCACCUGCCGCAGAGCAUGCUGGGAACACGGGGCAGGGGGCGAAGCGAAGGGGCGGUGCCGAGGGCAACGCUUCUGGUCAUCUGCCUUUAGAGCAGGUGUUGCGUAACACUUGGGGGGCAGCACGGACUCACCCCCACCUCCCCCAUCACCGCGGCCACCACCAUUCUCACAGUGACAGCCGACACAACCGUCGUCACAGCAACCGGUCCCCGGCGUUGGAGGGGAUCCACUUGCGUAGCUGCGGUGAUUUAAGCUCCACGUCCUCCGCGUCGCUACGGCGAUUAGUGGCUCCACACGGGUCGUCAGGGGCUCUGUACAUGGAGUCGGUUCUGUGAAGAGGAGGAGGAGGAGGAGGAGGAGGAGAGGAGAAGAGGAGGGAGGGAAGAGAGGAGACUAAUAUUGGAACUACCCCCUGUGAUUUGGGCAGAGGGCUUCCUUCUCACUGAGUGGAGGGUUUGAGAAGGAGGAGGCAGGAAAUGAAAGGGUUCAAAAUGUCAACAACACACAUAUCGUUCAAGUAUUUCCUUCUUGAUUUUCCUUCCUGACUUUCUCCCCUCCUAGGAGACACCUCUGACUGUCCCUGU